AUGAUAUAAGAUGAAAUAAAAAAUGAGUUUUUAAUUCUUAGUCCUUCUCAAAGUUAUGACGGAAGUAUAAUGUAUUUACAAUUUCUAAGUCUUAGGAUAAAUAACAAUUAGAAAGAAAAUUCUUUUCAAGUGGGUAAAAGGAUAAAUAUGUCUCAUCCUAGACAACCUUCAUAUGAAGUAGAAGAGGAUAAAACACCUGCUUUUGAGAUAUUUGAUUUGAAAGCUAAUAAGCAAACCAAAGGGAUUACUUGGUAAUUUAGAAAUCAAGGAGAAUAAACUAUUGUAAAAAACAAUAUUACACAAGCGAAUACAUUCCAAUAAAAUUAAAAAAAGGUAUUAGCAUUUAUUAAUAAAUUAAAAUAACACCUUACCCUAAAAAAUAAACAACAUAAAUUUAUUAACUAAUUGCUUUUUUCUCCUUUAAAUGCUGGAAAAAAGAUAUAUAAGAAUUCCCUUUAACCUUAAUUAAAUUUGAUUUGGGAUUCAAUCAUUUUCUUUUUCUGUAUUUUAAUCUUGAUCAUUUCUCCAGUAGAAUACAUUUACUAAACAAAUGGAUAUGGGAAUUAUUUAUUUACUUCCUUGAUUAUUCUAACCAUUUUAGAUUAAAUAUAUAAAUAUACAUCUUAAAUAUGCUAAGAAGAAUAUUUAUAUUAGAGUAAAUAAUUUCUUGAAUAUAUUUUUAAGUCAUCAAAAAUUUUGAUGGAUACAUCUUCUAUAGUUUUGCUUACCAUGCUAAUACUUUCAGAUAACGAAUUCAUAAAAACGAUUAGUUUGCUAAUAAUCGAACUUAUAACUUAUAAAAAGAUAUUUCUAGCAUUCAAUAAGAGAUUAUAUUAUGAGAUGAGUGAUUUAACAAUCUAGAUUGUUUAAAUUUUACAUACUUGCCAUUAUUUUACAUAUGAUUAAGUUAAAGGAUCUUAAGAUAUGUUUUAGGAGUACCUACAGAUUUAUGUUAACUAUAUUAUUUAAUUGGAAAUUUCAAAUUGGAAUAUGUGUACUACUUUUAUCCUUUUGUUUUAUAAAAUUUUAAUUAUCAAACUCAUAAUUUUAGAUUCUCUUGAAUUUUACUAAGAAUUCAAAAAAAUAAAAGAAUUGAAAUUACUCUAAAGAUUCUUGUACAAAUAGAAAAUUUCAUAAACUUUAAAGUAUUAAAUUUCUAGGAAGUUAGAGGAAGUAUGUUUAAAGGAUUAAAAUUUUUAAAACAUAGAAAAUUAUUUUGAAUAAUGUUUAGAAAAGGAAUAACUAUUUCAAGAAUUUAAAGAGCAAUAAUUACUCAACUUUGUAAAAUAAUUUCGAAUAUUUUCUCAAUUUUCCAAAUCAACAUAAUAAUAAAUAGCUUAAAAUCUUACCCCAAUUAUACUUAAUAUAAAUGAUAAAUUCAGAUGUAAUCACUAUGGUGACUAAUAUAAUAUUUAUCUUGUAAAUUAAGGCAAAGUUGCAUAUGGCUUAACAGAAUCAAUACCAGAAUAUAAAAAAAUAUUCAGUGGCCAAUGUUUUGGUUAAUAUUCCUUUUUUACUGGCUAAGAAAAUCAAAAUCUAAUAACAGGUUUAGGUUAUUGCAUACUUUAUAAGUUAAGCAGGGAAAAAUUUCUAAAAAUUAUAUCAUCUAAUAUCUAAGAUUUGGAAAUUGCUGCAUUCAUUAAAGAUUAAAUUUUAUUUAAUAACAACUAUUAAAUCAUAGAUUCAGUUUGUUAAUAUUGUUAGGAUAGGACUCAUUUAUUAAUUAAUUGUCCACAAAUACAUUUAAUAAAAAACAAUAUUGGUUUUUAUGAUAAAUACCUCUAUUCUCCAAAUUAACCUAGAAAAUCAUUUGAUAGAGGAAGGAAACGAAAUUAAAAUUGUUUUCUAAAUCAUUUUAAGUAAAUAAAUGCAAUACAUUUGAAUGAAGCUGAAAUUGAAGAAGUUUCAUCUGAAUUUUCGUAGCAAUCAUCCAGUGUUAUAGAGUCAAAUUAAGAAAAAAAUGAGUUACAAUUAUAAGGAGAAUCAUAAAACAAUCUCCUAAUCGAAAUCAAUAAUGAGAAUAUCAAAUAAAAUGAAUAAUAACAGCAACUAGAAUAUUGUUAAUAAAAUUCAGCUUAAUAACUAUAAUAAAAGUCCCUAAGUAGAAACAUUUUUGAUUUAAAAAUUUCAAAAAUAUUGAAUCAACCUCUUUCUCUGAACAUCCUGCCUUCACUCUAAAGUAACACAAGUCCAAUUUUCAAUCUAAAAACUACUAGUUUACCUACUGCUACCGAAUUCUUAAAUUUUAUUAGUGAUUAUCCUUGUAUGGAGGAAAUCUAUAAAAUUAAUUUAGACAGAAUGUAAGACUUUGAAACCUAUUAUCCAGAAUACAAUAUUGGCAUGGUUCUUUUUAGAAUGAAAAGAAAUAUGAAAUUAAACAAUGAAUAAAAGAGUAAAUUCACAAUUAAUCAAAGUGCUGCGUUAACAAUAAGUAAGAUAAUAAAAAGAAAAGAUUAGCCAACCAAAAUUUGA
Paramecium tetraurelia is the source of this 2472-nucleotide messenger RNA. RefSeq lists its product as uncharacterized. The transcript is spliced from 7 exons. NCBI's taxonomy places the organism in Eukaryota, Ciliophora, Oligohymenophorea, Peniculida, Parameciidae. The record is from RefSeq and is a predicted model, not a curated record.